ACCGGCGGCGCCGACGGUCCGGCGGCGCUAGAGGACACGGGCAAGAUGGCGGCGGCUGUGGCGGUAUUGCGGCACCUGGCCCCGCUGGGAUCCCGCCUCACCCGCAUCCCGCCGCACGGCUGCACCGGCGGGCGCUUGCUCCAGCAUCGCAGGGGGCUGCGUGUCUCCGCGCCAGCCGCCAUACAGGUGACUGUGCGGGAUGCACUGAACCAGGCGCUGGAUGAGGAGCUGGAGAGGGACGAGCGCGUCUUCCUGCUCGGCGAGGAGGUGGCCCAGUACGAUGGCGCCUACAAGAUCUCGAGGGGCCUCUGGAAGAAGUACGGGGACAAGAGGGUGAUCGACACUCCGAUCUCGGAGAUGGGCUUCGCAGGAAUUGCUGUUGGUGCUGCUAUGGCGGGACUGAGACCGGUGUGUGAAUUCAUGACAUUCAACUUCUCCAUGCAAGCGAUUGAUCAGGUCAUAAACUCAGCUGCCAAGACCUGUUACAUGUCUGCAGGAUUAAUCGGUGUUCCCAUUGUCUUCCGGGGCCCCAACGGGGCAUCAGCUGGAGUGGCUGCCCAGCACUCCCAGUGCUUCGCUGCUUGGUACGGGCACUGCCCGGGACUGAAAGUUGUUAGUCCUUGGAGCGCAGAAGAUGCCAAAGGUCUGCUGAAAGCAGCCAUCCGGGACGAUAAUCCAGUUGUGAUGCUGGAAAAUGAGUUGCUGUAUGGUGUUCCUUUUGAACUGUCUGAGCAGGCACAGUCAAAGGACUUCGUUAUUCCAAUUGGAAAAGCUAAAAUAGAAAGGCAAGGAACUCAUAUUACAUUAGUGUCACACUCAAGACUUGUUGGACACUGUAUGGAAGCAGCUUCUGUACUUGCCAAAGAAGGUGUAGAGUGUGAGGUUAUAAACAUGCGUACCAUCCGACCAAUGGAUAUCGAAGCAGUGGAAGCCAGCAUUGUGAAGACAAACCAUCUAAUAACUGUAGAAGGAGGUUGGCCACAAUUUGGAGUAGGAGCUGAAAUCUGUGCCAGGAUCAUGGAGGGACCUGCCUUUAACUACCUGGAUGCUCCAGCUGUGCGUGUUACCAGUACAGAUGUUCCUAUGCCCUAUGCAAAAAACUUAGAAGAUAACAGCAUGCCUCAAGUGAAGGACAUAAUAUUUGCAGUGAAGAAAGUACUGAACAUCUAAUUUGUAAAUACAUGCUUUAAAGUUCUGCUUUAUGAAGUGUUUAUGUUGUUGGGCAAGUUGUAUGCAUAACUUCUGUUGUAUAGUUAUAUGAACUUUUGUAUAGUGGGGGAAGUACUGGGGACCUCCCAGGAUGUUUAUACCGGGUCACCCUCUAAGCCACAUGUCAUGUAAGUAACAGUGUGGCCAUGCUUGUUUGUUCAACAGUACGGGUGGAUUAGUGCUACUGUAUGUGGAGAAAUCCUGUUGUAAACUUGGAGUGAGGAAAAAUCCUCCAUUUCUGCUUAUCUUGUAAUUAAUUACCAGACCAGCUGCGUUAACUGGCUUUAGUGGUGGUUCAAGGAAGAACUGUAGUGAGCAAUGGGAGGCCCCAGUGCGAGCCCUGGAAUGCUGUGGCUCCCUAGGAGCCCAGGUCACAAGGCUUAUUAAAGGUGAAGGAUCAAACAGGCCUGAGUGAAAACUCACUUGGCAGUUCAGCAGUUAAGUGCUGCUGUUUGUACAGAGGGGCUUUGGCCCUGCACUCUGAGCACUCUGCUUAUGCAGGAAAGCUUCUGCACAAGAGCUUUAUUUAAUAAAAAUUCUCUUCAGUAUGUGAUGGGAAACGCUACACAAUUUUUCUUUACUAACAGCCACAUUAAGUGAUAAAAAUGCUUUGUGUCACAUGGGCUAACAACAGCAUGCUCAAACUGUAGUUCUUACAGUGCAAAAUAAGCUAUUUUACUCAGACUCACUGAGUUCUGAAGCAGCAGUUGUGUAGAUGAUGUUUGGAGAGCUGGGGAAGUGGCAGCAGCCUUUCAGUAGAUGGCUGCACACCGGGGUUCAGUCCAGGGAGGGCUCUGCUGGGCUUUGUUCAGUAGCUUCUGGUACAGAGUGAGAGCUGCCUGUAUCAGCCUGGCUUGCCCCAAACACUGGUGGCUUUCCAGUGAACUGCUGGAGAGGAGACCUACUUACCUCUGUAAGGAGCAGAACAACUCGGAUCCUGUUUCCAUGAAGGGCCAGGAAUACCUUUCAGGGUAUUCCCUUUUGCAGAACUGCUGUUAGGUUCUUAGGAAGUCUGGCUUCAGGUGCAAUCCUGGGUGAACAUACCCACCACUACACUGCUGGAGGAAUUCCAUUAAUAUUUUAAUAAAAAUUACUGGAUAUCACAGGUUGCAUGAAACUUUGUACAGACAUUCUCUGCAUAGUAACAAACACGGAUGUACUUGAAUUUAAAAAAAUGGAUUAUCUUUAAUCCUUUAAAGUGCAAUUUGUUUAAGGUUUUAAAUCAAAAAAAAAAGGUUCUUUCAAUAAAGUUUAAGCUCUAGAAUUAA
This is a messenger RNA of Pezoporus flaviventris, 2477 nucleotides long. It is a transcript of the gene PDHB, whose product is annotated as pyruvate dehydrogenase E1 subunit beta. NCBI's taxonomy places the organism in Eukaryota, Metazoa, Chordata, Aves, Psittaciformes, Psittacidae. Bases 46 to 1170 code for a protein of 374 amino acids. The transcript is spliced from 9 exons. Gene Ontology annotation, molecular function: pyruvate dehydrogenase (acetyl-transferring) activity. The record is from RefSeq and is a predicted model, not a curated record. Gene Ontology annotation, biological process: pyruvate decarboxylation to acetyl-CoA.